ACUGCAGAAGGGGGGGAGGGGUCACUUUCAGCUCUAAGAUACAGCAACUGCUGCUACCGAAGGCAUAGAAAAUGGUGCAUUUGUAAUGAAUACAGCAUCUUGGGAUCAAGGUGAUUCCCCAUGGAACCUCAUGGACAUGUGGAACUGUACGACACAGACUUUGUCCAAAAUGGCCGGGCGGUUACUGUCCUGUGGGCAUCCUGUACCCUCUUCCUGGGCAUCUUGGAGAUUGUGGUGCUCCUGCAGCCUGCCUGGGUUUUAGGAGGGGAUGGUAGUGGGCAGUUUGGACUUUACCAGGUGUGCGAGGAAUUAGAUUGGGGCACCGAAUGCAGGGGACCCCCAGCUGCUCUGGAGGCUCUCCCUCCUUUCCAGACAGCAGCCGGGUUCAUGGUUGGAGCUCUGUUGCUGGUUCUGUUCAGCCUGGCUUGCAUUGGACUGUUGUGGUUCUGUAACUCAGGGACAGUUUUUAAGCUGUGUGCCUGGCUUCAAAUCAGUGCAGCCUCGUGCCAAGCUUUGGGUUGCAUCCUCUUCCCUGAUGGAUGGGAUUCUGCUGCCGUCCAGCCAUUUUGUGGCUACCGCUCAGACAGAUAUGAGCUGGGGACGUGCUCUGUGCACUGGGCAUAUAUAUUGGCCAUACUGGGAAUAUUUGACUGUCUUAUUCUGUCUGUACUGGGGUUCACCCUUGGGAAACGCCAUGAUGCCCUAAAUCCCAAUGAGGUCCAGUACCCCACUAAAGGUUUCACAUCGGAAACCCUGUGACCGCCAGUGACAGCAAGAAGCAUUUGUUUCCACUGUGAUGGUGUUUUUUGUUAAACAGCAAACUUAUUGUUUUAUGUAUUGUAUUUAUUUUUUGUGCAAUAAAAAUAAAUGAAAAGUGUGAAUUGUA
Messenger RNA from Rana temporaria (common frog), 886 nucleotides. Its product is annotated as LHFPL tetraspan subfamily member 3 protein-like. The record is from RefSeq and is a predicted model, not a curated record. Bases 121 to 759 code for a protein of 212 amino acids. Gene Ontology annotation, cellular component: plasma membrane. Lineage: Eukaryota; Metazoa; Chordata; Amphibia; Anura; Ranidae. Gene Ontology annotation, biological process: sensory perception of sound. The transcript has 4 exons.